GCUACUGAUGGUGACAUGCCAAGACGAAAGAUAAUGGCCAGCUGUUGAUGAGUUAAACGUGCAUUAUUUUUCAGAGCAGCUUUGUUUGGGUAUCCAAUCAGUCCUCCUUAUCUGCUCUUCUUGACUGGCUCAAGUAUACAUGCUGCUGCUAUUGGAUAUGAGAAAGUUUAAUCUUGGUGGCCGCUUGUGUUCGUCGUUCCGCAGUUGGUGCUAAACUCAGUCAGAUCUCCUCUUGCAGCACUUCUGUCAGUUCAGUUACUGGCCUGUAUUCAGGUGUAGCAGCAGCAUGAUUUUCUCCUGGUGAUUAACCACCGAUAAUCUUCUAGUUAUUAUCUAUUUCGAUUCUAGCUUUAACUCGGCCUUGCGAGAUCUGAAUAGUAAGGAUGGGCAGGGGUGACUAUCAUAGCAAACUGCGUCUUCAAGAUGAUCACUAUUGAACCUGUUUACUCGUUGGAAGACUGGAUUUUAUGUUGUAAGACUGGAUAGCAAACUGAAUAGUAAGAUUUGUAAGACUUCAGGUUUUGCCACUCUGAAAAAAGUCACCCUGGUGCUGUGGGGGGAUCUGUGGCGCUAGCUGAGUUUGUCUGAUCGAUGGCAGCCAUACUAGAAUCUUUGCUUGGAUCAUGUGCCAAGAAGCUGCAAGAAAUCCUUACAGAUGAGGCCAUACUAAUCCUUGGGGUGGAAGAAGAGCUCGCAGAAGUGCUGCGAAGAGUAGAACUGAUACAGUGUUGCAUUGCUGAUGCUGAGAAAAGGAGGACAAAAGAUCUAGCAGUAAACAGUUGGCUUGGCCAACUCAGAGAUGUUAUAUAUGAUGUUGAUGAGCUCUUGGACGUAGCUAGAUGUAAAGGAAGCAAGCUACUGCCCGACCAUACUUCAUCAUCAUCAAGCAAAUCAGCUGCAUGUAAAGGCCUUUCAGUUUCCUCUUGCUUUUGUAACAUCAGGCCACGACGUGACGUUGCUGUACGGAUUAGAAGCCUCAACAAGAAGAUAGAGAACAUUUCAAAGGACAAGAUAUUUUUGACAUUCAGCAAUAGUACACAACCUACUGGAAAUGGUCCAACAUCCAAACUGAUAAGAAGUUCCAACCUUAUUGAGCCCAACCUUGUGGGAAAGGAGAUCAGACAUUCCAACAGGAAGUUGGUGAACUUGGUGCUUGCAAACAAGGAAAAUAUGUCCUACAAGCUUGCUAUUGUUGGAACCGGAGGAGUUGGCAAGACAACACUGGCCCAGAAAAUAUACAAUGACCAAAAAAUAAUAGGAAGCUUCAAUAUACGUGCAUUUGUUUGUGUUUCACAAGACUACAAUGAAGUUAGUCUUCUGAAAGAGGUUCUCAGAAAUAUUGGUGUGCAUCAUGAGCAAGGUGAAACCAUCGGAGAGCUGCAAAGAAAGCUUGCAGGAACAAUUGAAGGAAAGAGUUUCUUUCUCAUUCUGGAUGAUGUGUGGCAGUCCAAUGUAUGGACGGAUUUGCUAAGAACUCCAUUACAUGCAACAACUGCCGGGGUAAUAUUGGUCACCACACGAGAUGAUCAAAUUGCAAUGAGAAUAGGUGUAGAGGAUAUCCAUCGAGUUGAUCUCAUGUCAGUAGAGGUGGGAUGGGAGCUACUUUGGAAGAGUAUGAACAUCGAUGACGAGAAAGAAGUGCAGCAUUUAAGAAACAUAGGGAAUGAGAUCGUUCGUAAAUGCGGUCGCCUCCCUCUUGCUAUCAAGGUUAAUGCUAGUGCUUUGACUUGCAGAGAUCUCACAGAGAAUGAGUGGAAAAGGUUUUUGGGCAAAUACUCCCAGAGCAUUCUCUCUGAUGAAACAGAAGCAGCUCUGUAUCUAAGCUACGAUGAAUUACCACAUCAUCUGAAGCAGUGUUUCCUUUAUUGUGCUUUGUACACUGAAGAUUCUAUCAUUGAACUUCGUAUUGUUACUAAGUUAUGGAUUGCUGAAGGCUUUGUCGUGGAGCAACAAGGCCAAGUACUAGAAGACAUAGCAGAAGAGUACUACUAUGAGCUAAUCCAUCGGAAUCUGCUCCAACCCUGUGACACAUGUUAUAACCAGGCUCAAUGCACAAUGCAUGAUCUCCUAAGACAUCUUGCUUGUAAUAUAUCAAGAGAAGAAUGUUUUAUUGGUGACGUUGAGACAUUAAGUGGUGCAAGUAUGUCAAAACUGCGACGUGUUACUGCCGUCACUAAAAAGGAAAUGUUAGUGUUACCUAGCAUGGAUAAGGUGGAAGUGAAGGUGAGGACUUUCCUAACUGUUCGUGGUCCAUGGAGACUUGAGGAUACAUUGUUCAAGAGAUUUCUUCUUCUUCGUGUUCUGGUUUUGAACUACUCACUUGUACAGAGCAUUCCAGAUUAUAUAGGAAAACUGAUACAUCUACGGUUACUUAAUCUAGAUUAUACUGCUAUAUCUUGUGUUCCCAAAUCUAUUGGUUUCCUAAAGAACCUUCAAGUAUUGAGUUUGAGAUUCUGUAAGGAUCUGCACAGUCUUCCUUUGACGAUGACCCAACUCUGCAAUUUAAGAUCCCUCUGGCUUCUUCGUACAGCAAUAAGUAAGGUUCCAAAAGGAAUAGGAAAACUGAUGUUCCUGAAUGAAAUAGUAGCAUUUCCUGUUGGUGGUGGAAGUGAUAAUGCUGAUGUACAGGAUGGAUGGAAGUUGGACGAGUUGUCUUCUGUAUCGCAGAUUAGGUAUCUUCAUCUGGUUAAAUUGGAAAGAGCUGCUCAUUGUAGUCCCAAUACAGUGCUGACGGACAAAAAACAUCUAAAGAGUCUAAUCCUAGAGUGGACUGAACUUGGAGAGGGAUCAUAUUCAGAAAACGAUGUUAGCAAUACUGAGAAUGUCCUUGAACAGCUAAGGCCUCCAGGCAACCUGGAAAACUUAUGGAUUCAUGGAUUCUUUGGUCGGCGCUAUCCCACCUGGUUUGGUACCACCUGUUUGUCUUCACUGAUGCACUUGGAUCUCGAAGAUCUACGAUCAUGUGUGGAUCUUCCACCGCUUGGGCGGCUACCCAACUUGAAAUUUCUGAGAAUUGAGGGAUUAUAUGCAGUUACCAAGGUUGGACCUGAAUUUGUUGGUUGCAGGAAGGGUGAUUCCGCAUGCAAUGAGUUUGUUGCUUUCCCUAAACUUGAAUGUUUGGUCAUCGCGGAUAUGCCCAACUGGGAGGACUGGUCUUUUUUGGGGGAAGACGAAUCUGCUGAUGCGGAAAGGGGAGAGGAUGGAGCUGCUGAGAUUUGUAAAGAGGAUGCCCAAUCUGCAAGGUUGCAACUGCUGCCUCGUUUGGUGAAGUUGCAACUAUUUUAUUGCCCAAAGCUGAGUGCUCUGCCGCGACAGCUUGGAGAGGACACCGCCAGUUUGAGGCAGCUCACAUUAAUUGGAGCAAACAACUUGAAGGCCGUGGAGGACUUCCCACUGCUCUCUGAGUUUCUUUGUAUUGAGGACUGUGAAGGCCUGGAGAGGGUCUCCAACCUCCCUCUCGUGUCAGAACUGUAUGUCCUUGGCUGUCGAAACUUACGCUUUGUAGAUGGUUUGGGCAGUCUGCAGCGGCUGGGGCUGGCCGAGGACAUGCAAGAGGUCUCCUCCCGCUGGUUACCCGAGCUUCAAAACCAGCACCAACAACUGCAUGAUGGCGAAGACCUGGAUGUCUUCACGUACACUUUUGGAGGACAAUAACAGUUGGAUGGCAACGGAAGCACAAGCUCAUCGCUUGGACGGGCAAAGCAUGAGGCAUACUGAUCACUUGGACUGGCAAGUCGAGAGAGCACGUCAUUGUUGAAGAUGUGAGCGAUCGAGCUGGGUGAAGAAAGUGCCCUGUUUUUCUCCAGGCUGCUGCCCUGGAAAUGUAUCGAAUUUUUCUUUCUGAACCUAAUUUGCUGUACUGAACCUCUGUGGCGUGGUUUCUUUCUUGGAAUGUAACCGACGAAUUUCGUUUCGGUUUCUUUCUGAACUGUGAUUCUGUGACCAGGGGACGGUUGCUGUAUUGAACCCGUGAAUCUUGAUCUCUGAAUUGAACCGACGAAUUUCAGUUUGUUUUCUAGA
This is a messenger RNA of Brachypodium distachyon (stiff brome), 4020 nucleotides long. RefSeq names its product disease resistance protein RGA2. Gene Ontology annotation, molecular function: ADP binding. The transcript has 5 exons. Gene Ontology annotation, biological process: defense response to other organism. The coding region runs from base 592 to 3654 and encodes 1020 amino acids. NCBI's taxonomy places the organism in Eukaryota, Viridiplantae, Streptophyta, Magnoliopsida, Poales, Poaceae. The record is from RefSeq and is a predicted model, not a curated record.